Molecule: messenger RNA, 2168 nt
Organism: Galendromus occidentalis (western predatory mite)
Lineage: Eukaryota; Metazoa; Arthropoda; Arachnida; Mesostigmata; Phytoseiidae
Product: nose resistant to fluoxetine protein 6
Exons: 17
Coding region: 93-2168 (691 amino acids)
Molecular function (GO): acyltransferase activity, transferring groups other than amino-acyl groups
Source: RefSeq, a predicted model, not a curated record
CCGGAAAGAGAGGAGCGAUUUUCGGUGGACGUAACCGUCCGAAGACGAAUACCUCGCACUUCAGGAGCCUGGAACCCGCAGUCCGCCAAAUAAUGAAAAGGGCUCAGAGGGAACUGUAUCCGCUCGUCGAGGAUCUCAUCUUCGACGCCGAAAUCCCGCAGGAGUGUGGUGCUGCUUUCCAGAAAAUCAUGAUCGGUCUGCAAAAUCUGGAAUAUUGGGCCAUUUCGUUUGCGGGAUCUUCAGGGGGACUGCCGUCAUUCCUCGAAGGCAAUUACGCGGACCUUGGGAACUACGAUGCGUGUGUAAGCUCCACAGCAAGAGAUUCAGAGGGAGAAAUCGCCUUCACAGGACGAUACUGUACUCUCCUGCUGAAUGUUUACAAUCCUCUUCUCGAGAAAAUUCUCAUCAACGCGGCGGAGACUCAACCCCACAUUUCGGAUCUCUUCUUCAACAAUACCGACCACUUCGUUGAGUUUUCCGAAAACCAGUAUCUUCGCAUCGGAAUUUGCAUCCCAUCGACCUGUCGUGGCGAAAAUAUCGAAUACGCCGUCGAGAAACCAAAGUGUUAUGUGAGGCAUUCUGACAUUCGAUGUCUCAAAUAUUCUCAGGAUUUUCGGAAGGACGGUAAUUCGGGAAGUCUGUUCCGCAGUGCUGUCAUAUUGAUUCUGGUGGCCCUUUGUGUUCUCGGGAGUUUCUUCGAUGCCCAGGAGGGCGCUUAUACAGAGUGCAAAGGAGGCAUGUCCAGCAGAGCCAGGGAGAUCGUUCGCUGUUUUUCAAUUCAAAGCAGUUGGACAUCAGUCUUUGACUUCGAAGUGCGGCCGAACGACAAGUAUUUAGCCUGCGUCCACGGGAUCAGGGCCCUGACCGCUAUCUACAUAAUCUGGUGCCAUGUAUACAGUGUCGUUGAUCCGCUCAGCAUCCAAAACGGCGCGCUCUUGAUCAGGUGGUCGAGGUACGAUAUCUCCUUCGUGCCCGUGUAUAUGGGAGUUCUGACUGUCGAUACGUUCUUCUGCAUUUCUGGAGCCAUGACGCUACGGACCUUCUACAAGGGGUCCCAGAAGAAAAAGGGGUCUCUCCUCGCAACUAUUUGCUCAGAUCUGUUGCGCCGUUGGAUCCGGCUGGCGAUUCCCUCGGUCGCAAUCAUCGGCUUGUACACGAUGAUGUUCUUCAUUGUCUCCGGUCCACUGAAGGAUUUCGCAGAACCUUUCUUCUGGGGACGUUGCGAAGAAAUUUGGUGGACGAUCCCAACAAUGCUCAGCAAUGUCAAUCGAGUUGAGGAUUCGUGCCUCCUACACCUCUGGUACGUCGGAGCGGAUUUCCAGCUGAGGGUUCUCUUCAUCCUUCCUGUGAUCGCCAUCGCAUCGAGAUCCAAGUUCAGAGCUGUCGGAAUCGUCUUCGCAGGAGCAAUGGGCCUCGCAUCUGUGCUUUACGUAUCACUUACCACGUACUACAACAAGAUUAUUCCGGCAGCUAUACCUUCGCCGAGAUUACUCCCCCAUCUCCUUGACAUGUACUACUACGUUCACUCCACGCCCUUCACUCGUUUGGCAAGUUUCGCAUUGGGAGUUGGCGUCAUGUUCGUCAUCGAAGAGCAGCGAAGCGGUAAAAUGAAAGCCUUCCCGAGAUCGGUCAUGCUGUCGCUCCAUAUCGGAAUACCCUUGAUCUCAGUCAUCAACUUCUACCUGCCGUACUACUGGCAGCUGGGCGGCGACCCCUGGACUGUGUGGAGCGCUCUAUACGCGGGCUUGGUUCGAGGGAUAUGGAGCCUAGGCGUAAGCUGGCUGAUCUACAUUUGCGCUAUGGGCUGCGGGGGCGCAGUCAAUUGGAUUCUCACACUGCGGGCACUCGUCCCUAUAUCGAGGCUCUCCUUCAGCAUCUACCUGAUACAUAUCCUAGUGUUAGAAGUCAAGCUCCUGCAGAUGAGAGGAACCCACGAGCCAGGGCAUUACCUACAAACUAUAACAGCUCUCGGCUUAACUCUUCUCUCCAUCUUCUGCGCAUUUAUAUUCUACAGCUUGGUCGAGAAUCCAGUGGCCAAUCUCCUGGAGCUUUUCCGCCGCAAAAACGAUGAAUCGUCACUGCCACAUACUGGGGCAGAAAAAUUAUCCAAAAACUCCGAGAACCAACUGAAGCAAAAUAAAAUCCCGCUCGACAGAUAUUGUCCCUAG